Rhipicephalus microplus (southern cattle tick) is the source of this 10907-nucleotide messenger RNA. It is a transcript of the gene Lar, whose product is annotated as tyrosine-protein phosphatase Lar. Gene Ontology annotation, molecular function: protein binding; protein tyrosine phosphatase activity. The record is from RefSeq and is a predicted model, not a curated record. Gene Ontology annotation, biological process: protein dephosphorylation. NCBI's taxonomy places the organism in Eukaryota, Metazoa, Arthropoda, Arachnida, Ixodida, Ixodidae.
GCAAAAGUAUCAAAGCAAGAGGAAAAAAAAGCGCCAGAAACUGACUGUCCCCUCCUCCCCCUCCUCCUCCACUGCCUUUAACACUGGCACCGCUAGCGUUAGGCGUAUGCCUUAUCAAAGUGCCGACGUGAACGAAGCGUCCUUUUCUCACCUAUCCGUGCAAGCUCGACGAGCCCCAGCGAUGUGAAAUUUAAGAGUGCACGCACGGGUUAGCGUUUCGCCCUCGAAAUGCGGUGUGUCGGCGUGGAAGAUCACACUACUACGAGUGCAGCGGUGGACUCUUGAUGUGGACGCCUAUUCGGAUGAAGGGUCCGCUAUGCUCUGGCAUCUCCUCCAAGCGCUCGUCUCGCUCCAACUUGCGUCCGCUGUUCUCCCCACCGAAGAUCCACCAAGCAUUGUCAUCUUUCCCCGGGACCAGACGGUGGUGACCGGUCGGGUGGCAGUGUUCGUAUGCACAGCCGUUGGCAACCCACGACCACAGAUCGAAUGGCGCAAGAACGGCAAGCGCGUCUCCACCAACCGCUACACGGUGACAGAGAUGACGGGGGGGUCGGUGCUUCGCAUCGACCCCGUCCGCGCCGGCAAGGACAACGCCACCUACGAGUGCCUCGCUGAAAAUGGUGUCGGUGAGCCCGUAAGGGCUCAGUUCACACUCACUGUACUUGAAGAGAACCAGAUUCCACCGGGCUUCCCGCACUUCAAGCUACUGCCCAACCUUCAAGGUGUGGAGCGCAACCGCAGUGCACUGCUUCCCUGCAAAGCGGAAGGAGACCCUGAACCCAGGCUCUCCUGGCUCCGGAAUGACAUCCCCGUCGACAUGUCCAAUCCGCGAUACUCCCUCGCGGCUGCUGGUUCACUACAGAUUUUCGAUGCCCAGGAGGAAGAUCAGGGCAACUACGAAUGCAUUGCAGAGAACAGCGUGGGCACUGCCAUCUCGCCCAUGGCAACCCUCUUCGUGCGUGUGCGGCGGGUGCCUCCGUACUUCUCGAUUCCGCCGGAGUCAACUUACGAAGUAUCUCCAGGGGCCACACUUAACCUAACGUGUGUGGCCGUGGGAUCACCCAUGCCAUUUGUGCGUUGGCGCAAAGGUCACAUGGACCUGACUGCCGACAGUGAAGUGCCCGUGGGCCGCAACGUUUUGGUGCUGGAAAAUGUUCGCGAGUCGGCCAAUUACACCUGCGUGGCUGGCUCCACGCUCGGCAGCAUUGAACACGUCUCGCAAGUGCUCGUCCAAGCCCUACCUCGGUCGCCCACCAACCUGGCAGUGUCGGACGUGACGGCCACUUCGGUUCGACUGUCAUGGUCAUACGAGGGCAGCGGCUCGGACAACAUUCGCUAUUACGUGGUGCAGUACAAACCCCGCCAGGCCAACCGCGAGUACAGCGAGACGAGCGGCAUCACGAUGCCUUACCACCAUGUCCGGGACCUGAGCCCAUACACGGAGUACGAGUUUUACGUCAUCGCCGUCAAUGAUCUCGGCCGAGGCUCUCCAAGCGUGCCAGUCACCGUGACAACAGGGGAAACAGAGCCCGGCAGUGCGCCUCGAAACUUGCAAGCACGAACUUUGAGCUCAAGCACCGUGGUUGUGCAGUGGGACCCUCCAAAGGAACCGAAUGGCCAGGUCAUGGGCUACAACGUGUACUACACGACACAGCCCAGUAUCCCCACCCAGUCGUGGAGUGCGCAAACGGUCGACAAUAACCAGCUGACGACCAUCAGCAAUCUGACGCCGCAGACCAUCUACACCAUACGGGUGCAGGCAUUCACAAGCCGUGGCCCGGGUCCAUUCUCAUCGCCCGUGCAAGUCAAGACCCAGCAGGGCGUGCCGAGCCAGCCGCGCAACUUGAAGGCGGGGGCAGUGUCACCGACGGCCAUCCAGCUGAACUGGACGCGUCCCCUGGACCCGGCCGAGACGGUGGUGGGCUACGAGCUCUACUGGAACGACACGUUCACUCAGCAGCAGGAACAGCGCUCCCUGCCGGACAGUCAGAGCUUCCUCCUCGAGGGGCUCUACCCGGACACAGUGUACUACAUCUGGCUGGCGGCCCGCUCGCGUGCGGGUGAGGGUGCCGCCACGCCACCCCUGCCUGUGCGGACGGACCAGUACGUUCCGGGUGCACCGCCGCAGCAGGUACGCGGCGUCGCUCUCGACUCGCGCUCGCUGCGCAUCAGCUGGGAGCCACCACCACGUGAACUGCACAAUGGCGCCAUCACAUACUACAAGGUGAAGUACAUCCGUGCCGAUGCGGCCCCGGGAGCGGCGCCCUACGAGGCGCUGAAGGGCCCCGCCGAGCUGUCGCACACCGUCACGGGAUUGGACAAGUGGACCCCCUACCGCAUCUGGGUGCUCGCCGGCACGUCCGUCGGAGACGGCCCCGGCUCUUCACCAGUUCUCGUGCGCACCGACGAGGACGUUCCAGGAGAGCCGCGGACGGUUAAAGUGACAGCGCUGAACAGCACAGCACUGGCCGUCUCAUGGAAGCCACCGUCCAACCGGGACCGAAACGGGCUUAUCCGCGGCUACCAGAUUCAUGUGCAGGAGAUGAACCGUCACGGGGACCUCAUCAACGAGCCUCUGCGAUACGACGUUGCCGACGAGACUGCCGAAGAGUACAACGUGACGGGGCUACAGCCAGACACAGAGUACUCCGUCCAAGUGGCUGCCGUGACUCGCAAGGGCGACGGUUCGCGCAGCCGUCCCAAAAUGGCCCGAACUCAUGGUGGAGUGCCCACUCGCCCAGAGCUAACAGCCCGAAUCCACACUGAGGACCAGCCCCUUCGUGUGGAGCUCCACUGGUCUCGGCCAAACCACACCUACGGGGAACUGCUCCAGUACAGGCUGCGCUACGGUCGCAUGGAUGGUGGCGCUCUGGAAGAACGCGAGAUUGAGCCCAUGGACCAGCACAUCACCGUGGAUAACCUCGCACGAGGGGCGAGGUACGAGUUUCGCCUUUCUGGCAGGAACUUGCUUGGAUGGGGUCAAGAAGCCAUCACGUUUGUCAGCACACCAGAAGGAGAGCCCACGUCGCCCCCGCAAAAUGUGACCUUCCGACUGCAAAGCCCCACCACCGUGGUGUUCACCUGGGAGCCUCCCAUCCCCGUGCAUCGCAAUGGUCACAUUACCCACUACAGCGUCCAGUUCCGGCGGCGGUCGUCAGACUUCAGCGCCGACGACCGCAACACCUCCCACACUCGGGUUGUGUUCAGCUCCCUCGAUGAGAAGACAGACUACAUCAUGCGGGUACGUGCCUGCACGGCCAAGGGCUGCGGUCCCUGGAGUGAAAACCUGACGGCCAGCACUCCGGGAGACAUUCCGUCGGCUCCCACCAACGUGCAAGCCGUGGCAACUUCAGACCAGUCCGUUGAAGUCUGGUGGGACGAGAUGCCCUACUUCAGGGACAUCCUUGGUUAUCAGGUGCUGUAUGCGCAGACGGCUGUGGAAGACCUGGAUCAGUGGGCCGUGAAGAAAGUGCCCCUCACCUGGUCGGCCGAACUGACGAGCCUCGAAAGCCACACCGUGUAUGCCAUAAGAGUGGCCGCAUACACGCGGGAAUCGCUCGGAAAGCUCUCUGACCUGGUGACUGUUAAGGUCACACCCACAGAUGUUCCAACACAACUGCGAGCAUAUGGCGUGACCACCCACGGCAUGAUCUUGUCUUGGCGACCACCCACUCGUCUGGACUACAUUAAGUUUAAUAUCUCGUACAGUGCACACAAAGAGUUCUACGACAGCCGAGGCAGCCCACAGGAGCUUCCGAUUCCACCGCAGAGCGUCCUGUUGGAAAUUGGCACGACAAACUUCACCAUCGAAAACCUGAUCCCUUUCACCAGCUACAAAGUCAACCUAACGGCCGUGCCCCGUGAUGGGUCGUACCGCCCGCCAGCCAAGAUCAUGGUCACCACCGCCAUGGCUGCGCCUAAGCCAAUGGUCAAGCCAGACGCACUCUGGCCAAUCAGCAACGGUGAUGAGAUCACUGUCAUCCUGCCCAAAGCAUCGGAAGAGUACGGUCCCAUCAAGCAGUACUACCUUGUCGUCGUCCCUUCAGAGUUUGCCACCAAGGAGCCGGACGAUUACAAGAUAGAAGAGUUGAUGUCCACACCUCUGGAUGAAGACGGUCCCUACAUAGCCGCAGCAUUUGUUCGCCAGAACAUGCCUGAACGAUUUGUUCUGGGUGAUAUGAAAGUGAACGGCGGGUUUCGGAACCGCAAGCUUCAGCCGUACCGGCGAUAUCGAAUUUUCGUACGGGCUGUUGUGGACACUUUGCAAAAGAACCUGUUCACAACAAGCCCGUUCUCAGACGAGCUGAGCCUAGAGAUGCUGCCACAAGUCCGGCUUCCCUCGGCCGACGACGUGCCUAAUGUGUCGCACAUUGAGCGUGCUCGUACCGAUGUGGGCUGGAUCAUCGGUCCCGUGCUGCUCAUUGUCUUCAUGGCCCUCUUCCUCACGCUCUUUUUCAUCCUCAUGAAAAGGUCAGCACCGAGGAGACGGCAGCAGGCAAAGGCACCUGCGGGGGAGACGACCAUGAAGCUGCUGAUGAACUCGGGGGACCUGGCAUCCUCCCACCCGGGCGGUGUCGGGGGAGCGGGGACGGACCCCGUGGAACUCCGGCGCCUCAACUACCAGACUCCUGCAAUGGUUGGCCACCCGCCCAUUCCUGUGAGCCAACUGGCCUCGCACAUCGAGACGUUGAAGGCCAGCGACAACUUGCGCUUCUCCCAGGAAUAUGAGUCGAUCGAUCCGGGCCAGCAGUUCACCUGGGAGCAUUCGAACCUAGAGUCGAACAAGCCCAAGAACCGGUACGCCAAUGUGGUCGCCUACGACCAUAGCCGCGUGGUGCUGCAGCCCAUCGAGGGCAUCCCGGGCUCAGACUAUAUCAACGCAAACUACUGCGACGGCUACCGCCGCCGCAACGCCUACAUUGCCACCCAGGGACCACUUCCCGAGACGUGCGGUGACUUCUGGCGCAUGGUCUGGGAACAGCACAGCAUCACCAUAGUCAUGAUGACAAAGCUGGAGGAACGGACGAGGGUCAAGUGUGACCAGUACUGGCCAUCAAGAGGCUCUGAAAGCUAUGGCCUCAUGGAAGUGACCCUGGAGGAUGUUCAGGAGCUCGCGACAUACUGUAUUCGGACAUUCAGCCUAAAGAGAUCUGGUUACCUGGAGCGUCGCGAAGUGCGGCAGUUCCAGUUUACAGCGUGGCCAGACCACGGUGUUCCUGACCACCCAACUCCUUUUCUCAUGUUCCUCAAGCGCGUGAGAGCGAUGAACCCGCCAGAGGCUGGCCCCCUAAUAGUUCAUUGCAGUGCCGGUGUGGGCCGGACGGGCUGCUUUGUGGUGAUCGACUCGAUGCUCGAGCGCAUGCGGCACGAGGGCACGGUGGACAUCUAUGGCCACGUGACGUGCCUGCGGGCGCAGCGCAACUACAUGGUCCAGACGGAGGACCAGUACCUGUUCAUCCACGAUGCACUGCUGGAGGCCGUGCUGGCGGGCAACACGGAGGUGCCCGCCCGUGCCCUGGCCGCCCACCUUCAGUCUCUGCUCCAGCUGGUGCCCGGUGAGGCCUGCACGGGCAUGGAGCUCGAGUUCAAGAAGUUGGCCAACAUGAAGACGCAGGCCAACAAGUUUGUCAGUGCAAACCUCCCCGUGAACAAAUUCAAGAACCGGCUGAUGAACAUCCUGCCUUAUGAAUCAACCCGAGUCUGUCUACAGCCCAUAAGGGGUGUGGACGGGUCGGAUUACAUCAAUGCAAGUUUUAUUGAUGGUUACCGGUACCGCAAUGCGUACAUAGCGACACAGGGACCCAUGGUGGAGACCACGGAAGACUUUUGGCGAAUGGUCUGGGAGCACAAUUCCAACAUUAUCGUUAUGCUUACCAAGCUGAAGGAAAUGGGCAGGGAAAAAUGCCACCAAUACUGGCCUUCGGAGCACUCCCAGCGGUACCUUUAUUACGUGGUUGACCCAAUAACAGAGUACAACAUGCCUCUGUACAUCCUGAGGGAAUUCAAAGUCACGGAUGCCAAGGAUGGACAAUCGCGGACCAUCCGCCAGUUUCACUUCACCGACUGGCCCGAGCAGGGCGUCCCGAAGACAUCCGAAGGCUACCUCGAGUUCCUCGGCCAGGUGCACAAGACCAAGGAACAAUUUGGACAGGAGGGACCGAUCACGGUUCACUGCAGUGCGGGUGUUGGCCGGACGGGCGUGUUCAUCACGCUGAGCAUCGUGCUGGAGCGCCUACAGAGCGAGGGUGUCCUAGACAUAUUCCAGACGGUGCGCACGCUUCGCACCCAACGCCCGGGCAUGGUCCAGAGUGAGGACCAGUACCAGUUCUGCUAUAGGGCUGCGUUAGAAUACAUGAGCAGCUUUGACCACUAUGCAAAUUGAAAACUCAAGAGCAGCGCAAACAAGCAGAGCUCCUUGGCCCGCAUACCUGUAUGUUCAUUCCUCCCCCCCCCCCCCUUUCUGUUCCUUGUGCGCUCACGGCACGUGCCACUGUAAGGACAAAACAAAGUGCGUGUGCCUGAUGUGCGGGGGAAGUGCUGGCACAGUUCUGCGGGGAGGAGCGAACCUCCUGACUUUGCGCACAUGCCUCUUCGACGUCUGCGCCUUGCGAGAUUUUAGUUUUAGCUUUCCUGUCAUUUACGUUCCAACAGUCCUGCGUCAUUGACAUGGGUGUGGCGGCUUUUGUAUCAGUUGCAUCUCAUUUUCGAAAGAACGGUAUCCGAAAGUUGCGUUAUUGUUGGGACGCGUGCAAAGUGCAUCAGUGAAGUUACGAUGACACGCUCUAUUUCGAUCUCUCCUGAACCGAAGUGGAAUCUAUUGCUGUUUUAUCUUAUUAUCUGAGUGAACAUACAGUGCCGUUACACAUCUGGGAAGAGACGUGCAUCGUUACUGAAUUCGGUAGUAUUUCAGCUAUGCUUUUUUUUUUGUUGUUGUUGUUAGAGUGACCACCGGUCGGAUCUCAUUUUCAUUGUAAACCCCGUAUGGCUGUAAGUUGCACCUGCGCCCAUAGCAGCACAGAAAAAUCGCUUAAAAGGCGACCUGAAAUAUUCAUGACACCACUGUGUUCACUAGUAAAAAAAGCAUCGCAGGAAAAUGUGCCCCAGCAACCUUGGGUGCACUACCGUGUCACAGGCAGAAGUGAUAAGAAAAAUUGAUCCGACUCGGUCAGAGGAGGUGGCAAUCGUUGAGGAAUUGGCGGCAGGUGUUGUCGCCGUCUUGCUUCCUAGUCACUCAGGUUAACCACUUUCUGCAUUUCACGGGAAGGAGAGUCGGCGGGGAGGCACCGUGAGAAGACAGCCCUCUCUUUGUGACCUUCUCUCUUUGCCGCCUCUCUAUGAUAGCUUUACAGAUAUACAUAGCGCUCAAGAUUGUCGGAGCAAAAUGGUGGGAGGGUGAGCGUGACCUAAAUAUUCUGCGAGCGUCUUAACGAAGAAGAUCAAGAACCGCCUUCGUUUUCUGACGUCCCUACCUCGAAGUCGCGUAACGUUUACUUUGCAAACUCUGCGAGUCAAUGAAUGCUUAAUUUUUCACCUCUUCCCCUCCUGCCCUUGUUGCUCAGAUAUUCGUCAAGGCAAUAGCAGCAAGAAUUUUGUUGGAAACUCCGUUCAGCUAAGGCUCAGAAAGCAAGAAUUCCACACUCCCGUUUCAAGUUUAUCCGUUCCCUGCAUCUGCUUCCCCACUUCGCGGCGUUCUUUUGGCAUCUGUGUUGAUGCUUUUAUGUUUCGGCGUCGCGCGCAAGCGCAUUCUUCCGCACGGGCCUGGCGCGGCACAAAACCGCGGCCGUUGUGUCUGGCCGUCGAGCUAAUGUAGCGUUCGAUAGGCUUUUUUUUUUUUUUCUUUAUCGCCUUCAUCUUUCAUUGUACCAUACCGCCAUCACAGUAUCACACAUUCACAGUGCUAUAUGUUUAUAUUGUGUUUGGAACGUGGGAGUGUGUUCUAAGUACGAUUUCAUGUACAUAGUCAGUUGCACCCAGGUUCAUGCAUGAUAGAGGAGAAUGAACUGACGCUUUGGAGAGCACGGUGCGGUUUUUCGGUGGCUGGAGCGGGGAGUGGUCACAUGGCGACAAGCAUGUUGCAAACCCGGGAUUGUAAGGCUACUCUCGCAUAACACCGAGGGCUGGUUGGAAUAUCGGUAAAGGAAAGUGUCGAUAAUUGAGCAGCUCUAAAUGGUAUUGAUAGGAGUAUGCAGCCGCGGCGUCUGAAAGUAGGUGCGGCACCAUCUGUUGCAAGCGUCGACUGCAAAAGGUUACGAAUUUCAUGAUGCCGUUGCAAGCGCGUGCUGAAAAACUUUUAUCUUUCUUACAGAGAUGAUCUUCUUUUGGCAUGUCGCUCUAGCAGAGCUUCAAUCGCUGCCGCAGCAGGCGUAAAAACAUUCUUUUUGCUGCAUGUUCAACAGAUGGUGCUACGUCACAGGCAGAUGCUGGCUGCAGCGAAGCGCAGUUUUGCGAAGGUUUUGCUUGUAAUUAAUUGUGCGCUCGUUUUUCUUUUUUUUUUUUACGUAGGUCACUAUUUCAAUUUAGGCAGCCUGUUUGCUGUAACUGUGUGCUCGGAGAAAAUUUGUUUUUCAUUGCUGCGUGGCUUAAUGCCUUCUUAGAGUGUUUUGCUUCUCCUGUUAUUUAUACAUUUUUAACUCCUCUCUCUUGUGUUGCCUUUUGCAAGUCUUUUGUGAGAUUGUGCUGUUAUGACGUGCGUGGGAUAGAGGCCUGUGUGAAUGCACAUAUUUUAUUAUUUCUUUUGUGCACUGUUGACUUUGUACAAUGCUUUCUUUUAGCUGUUUUGUCGCAUUUAUGGCAGCUCUUUCUUUCUCUACGUUAGUUGUGUGAACGUACAAGCAUAGAGGCUUUCAGCUGUCUUUUUUCGAUUUAGGAGAGCGUACCCCAUUUUCGCUCGUGUUAUCCACCCUAUAAGUUCAGGAAACUUAAGUACAAAGUUUGGGUAUGUGUAGUGUAAGUGCUUAUCCUCAUCGUGGGACGUGAAUGCAAUGCAACACCACUUCUUGCUUUAAAGCAUAGCACCAGUAUUGUCAGCAACACACUAUACAAGAAACACAUUUUUUUCAUAGCUAUGCUUUGUCCAUUUGGUUGUCGAUUUUUUUAUUAAUCUUUUUUUUACCAUGAUUCAGCAAUUGUGCCCAGUCAUUUGCGCAAGUAUGUAGGCAUUGCUAUUCAUCUCUUCCUGUAAGAGUUGUAAUUGGUAUGCGCUCAUAGAGUGGGUUAUACGUGCGAAACUGCGGUAUAGUACACAUUUUCUUUUUCACUAAGCAUGCCUGUGGUGUGCAGAAGAGAAAGAGAGAAGCUGUGUUUGUACCUUUGUGUUCGAUGCUGGUUUGUGUGCGUGCGCAAUUCUGUUACAUUAACAGAGAAGCCCUUUGUAAGUUGCAACCAGGUAGCUAUUUUUACCCAGAAGUGGCGGCGUUUCGUCCGGCUUCACGCCGAAGGUACAUAGGGGAACACCUCGGCAUCUUUUACCAACUCGCGCGUGCUCCCCGCUUAUUUUGCAUUUUGGGCACCCGCUCGUUUUGCAUUCGAGGGAGGAGACACAAAGAGAAACCGCUUUCUACUGAGCCAGCCUGUGCUCUUGUACAUAAACCGUGCACGUGACUUAGAGCUGUAGCGUUUAAAUGCUGCCGCCAUAACGGAAGUUUUCUCUCGAGGUUGCCGCCCCAUUGUUGCACUUUGGGGGGGCGAACUACCCCAAUCGACACAGACGACGUCGAGCUCCUCUGCGGUUCUUUGGGAGGCGCUCGCUGGCGGACCGACACAUAAUCACGGGUUGCAUGUCACAACCUCCGAGAGCUUCUUUUUAGGGACAUAUCAUCACGUAGUGGUUUCUUCUCUUUCGCCGACUCCUGUACAGCGGCUGCCGAUUCAUAGCCUCGUCAAUCCUUACACACUGACAUACUUAAAUGAGGUUGUGACGUAAGCGUGCUGCGCCAAGAAGUGAAAUAGGCUCUUCAUUUUACCGUGUGCUCGUCAAACGUGUGUGUGGUGAAGUGUUGUUGGGAGAGAACCGUGGUGCCCUAUAUGAACCUGCACGCCUCGAAAAUGUGUGUCGUACGGGAAUUUAGUGCCACUAGAUGACGCUUGGUGCAGUAGUGCGAGGUGUGUGGUGACUGCCAGGUUCACUACAUGUGGUUACAUCGUCGCACUUACUAUUUGGUGGCUAGCAAUCUGAAAAAGUUCCUUUUGCAUACUUCUUUUUACACUCUUGUGUUUUUAAGGCUUUUGGAAAGCAUUCGGCAGUUUGUCUGCUUAUUUUUUUUUUUCUGUUUUAUAAUUAUACCACUGUCGUUGCAGUAGCCCGCAGUAGUAAUGGCAGCACUUUGCUGCUCAGAGAACAAAUUACGGAUUGUUUUUACGUGCUUUUUCCACAGACUUGUUUAUGUCUACAAUAGCAGCUAGUAUCACCACAAGUUUAGCCUUAUGCUGCAUGAUCAAAUAGAUACGUUUUGCAAGUGGCAAGUUAUUUAUUUUGUGUACUCUGUUCGUUUGGGAAUGUUGACUUUACGACUUUUACAAACAUCUUGCAUAUCCAAAAGGCGAUGUGCGGAGUCACCAUCGUUGGUGUAAAACCGUUGCGCUUUUCUUUUUUUUUUUUUCUUUGCCAUCUUGGUGCGAAACUUUUGCGAAACGAGUGACAACUAGAGGGUGUACUGACUAGAAGUCGUAACGGUCACCAAAGAGAGGUGAAUGUAGCGCAAAUGAAACUGCAUACAUCCAGAAACUUCAAGGCCAGAGCCUUGAAGAAAAAAUCUAACACUCUCUCUCUUUUGGGAUAAAACUCGCUGUGUUGCAAAAAGCCCACAGAGGCACGAGCUGCUCCAAAUAAUUGCGUGUUCCUCCCUGUGCCACAAGAGUGGCUCGUGUCUGUUGUAGUGUAUUCAAUAAACAUGUGCAAGGACUCUCGA